CUUAUAGACUUCCUGUCAUUGCCCUAAUGCUAGUUAGCAACUUCCUUCAAACUGCACGCAGAGAUAUAAAAGUCAUAUCCACAAGUUCAUCUGAUUUUGACAUUAUCCUUUUAGGAUGUGUGCCAAUUAACUGUCAGUAAACCAACACACACACACACGCACGCACGCACGCACGCACGCACACACACACACACACACCCCGCAGAACACGUAGGCUCAUUCACACAGUGCACAAGUAUAUUUUUCAAGCAUGGAUGACCUGGACCUUUUACUAGAGGAGUUGGCUUUCAACUCAACUGGUCCAGAGUCGGCUCCUCAGAAGAAAGAAAGUGAUACAGCCAACACAUAUGGACAGUGGCAUUUCCUGCAGGUCCCAAAGGUGUGUUCUGUUGGUCUCCAUCCAAGGAAAGGAAAGGAGCCAGAUAGCACCAAUGUAUACAGUGAGUUACCAGCUCCAAUGGAGGCCGGUCUGCUGAGCCCUCGCUCUGCUUCCAGAGAGCUGGACUCCAUAAUGGAUGAAUUGCUGCUUGACCUGGAGAUGGGGCUGCCAGACCCUUCUCCUCCCUCAACCCCACCACCACUUGUGCAGAAGUCAGUCAAAAAGAAACAGAUUGGAGAAAAGAAAGAAAUGGAUGACACACAAGUGAAAGAAGAGAGCACAAACAGCCCAAAGACUUCUGAUCUGGAGCACAAGGUGUCAACACAGAGAAAAACAGACACCAUAGAUGACAUUCUGGGAGGCCUGAGCUCUGAUAUGGAGAAGAUGGGUGUACACACCAUGGCCAAGGGUCACUGUGCUUCUUGUGGAAAGGUCAUUGUGGGAAAGAUGAUCACAGCCCUGGGCCAGGUGUGGCACCCAGAACACUUUGUUUGUGUGGUGUGUACGGCGGAGCUGGGCACCAUUGGCUUCUUUGAGAGGGAGGGGAAGGCCUACUGUGAGAAAGACUACCAGCAUCUCUUUUCACCCCGCUGUAGUUACUGCAAGGGCCCCAUUCUGAAGAACAUCCUGACAGCGAUGGACUGCACCUGGCACCCUGAGCACUUCUUCUGUUCCCACUGUGGGGAGCGCUUUGGGCCUGAAGGUUUUCUGGAGAAGGACGGGAAGCCGUACUGCCACAGAGACUUUUACCAUCUCUUUGCUCCAAAGUGCUCUGGCUGCGGAGAGCCUGUGAAAGAGAACUUCCUGACUGCAGCCAACGGCACCUGGCAUCCCAACUGCUUCGUCUGCUCAGACUGUCUGAAGCCCUUCACCGAUGGUUGUUUCCUGGAGCUGGAUGGUCGUCCCCUGUGCUCUUUGCACUUCCACUCCCGCCAGGGUACACUGUGUGGGGGCUGUGGAGAGCCCAUCUCUGGGUGCUGCAUCUCGGCUAUGGAGCGCAAGUUCCACCCUGAGCACUUUGUGUGUGCUUUUUGUUUGAGGAAACUCAGUCAGGGAGUAUUCAAGGAGCAGGCAGGGAAACCCUACUGCUCAGCCUGCCACACCAAACUGUUUGUGUGAGACUUAUACUGUAAUAAUAUCCAGUUAAUAUGUAAGGUAAUCAAUGAACCUGAAAAAAGUAUGUUGAAAAUCCCACACAAAUAAUCUAGGCAAUAUCUGCAUAGAAAUCUAAAAAUAAACAAUUAAUUUAAUCUCUUUGUGUUCCUUGCUGUUUUGCAUGUGGAUACACACUGUGUACAACACACAAGGAACACUUUCCAUGAAAUAGAAGGCCAGAUGAAUCCAGGUGAAAGUGAUGAUCCCUUAUUGAUGUCACUUCAAUCAGUGUAGAUGAAGGGGAGGAGACAGGCCCCUAGAGUCGAUUGACUCACAUAAUAUAACAUAAUUCAAAAAUCCCUAUCAAAAUCCUUCAGUUUAAACUAGAUAUAUUUUACAUUGGAUGCCUCUCAAUCCACCACAUAUGCAAAUGUCGCACUUCCGCAUCUGCGGUGAAAGGUGGCUGAGCUAGAGCGGUGUUUGUCUGGGAUGAAUAUGUGUGUCCAAACUUUUGACUGGUACAGUAUAUAUAUUUCCUGAGCUUUCUUGUAUAGAACAAACGCUUCAAAAUCAUGUUUCUUAUUAUUUACUGUUUGACUGUAUUUUUUGCCAUUUAUGAAUGUGUUAUUCAAUGUGUUUCUCUGGGCUAUAGUAGUAGGGCCAAAUUAAAUAUUUUAUCAAAUCAUUUUUGUUUUUAAAGGGGUCCUAAAAUUCAAAAUCAAAUAGCCGAAUGAUCCAUGGUAUGACCAUCUUAAAACAAUUCCAUGUCAGCUUAGAACUUGGCUUAGACAUUUAUUAAAGAAGGAUUUACAAGCCUUGAGUUAAUUGAGACAUGGGUUGUGUAUGUGCCAUUCAAAGGGUGAAUGGACAAGACAAAAGAUUUAAGUGCCUUUGAAUGUGGUAUGAUAGGAGGUGCCAGGCGUCUGUGUGUCAAGAGCUGCAACGCUGCUGAGAUUUUCAUUCUCAACAGUUUCCCAUGUGUUUCAAGAAUGGUCCACCACCCAAAGGGCAUUCCGCCAACUCAACACUUUUGUGGAAAGCAUUGGACUCAAAAUGGGCCAGCAUCCCUGUGGAAUGCUUUCGACACCUUGUAGAAUCCAUGCCCUGACGAACUGUAAUGUUCUGAAGGGCAAAAGGGGGUGCAACUCAAAAUCAGGAAGGUGUUCCUAAUGUUUGGUACACUCAGUGUAUAACCACGUAUUUGUGACAAUGAACAGAAGUGUGGGAACAGAGUGAGAUAAAUGGUUUAGAAUAAGCUUACCAAGGAAAAUAGUUACCAUCUGAAUACCUCAUUGACAUCUAGUAACAUAACAAACAACCGAAUAGUGUAAGUACAUCAUAAAAAUAAAAUGUCUAAUGUCUGAAACAUGAAAUUAAAUGAUACAUUUGUGAACUUUG
Salmo salar (Atlantic salmon) is the source of this 2872-nucleotide messenger RNA. RefSeq names its product leupaxin (gene lpxn). Gene Ontology annotation, molecular function: muscle alpha-actinin binding; actin binding. Lineage: Eukaryota; Metazoa; Chordata; Actinopteri; Salmoniformes; Salmonidae. Gene Ontology annotation, biological process: heart development; muscle structure development; actin cytoskeleton organization. The record is from RefSeq and is a predicted model, not a curated record. Gene Ontology annotation, cellular component: filamentous actin; adherens junction; stress fiber.